AUGAAUAAAGAAGUGUGUGAAAAGUUCGAGAAUCUAUGGGAUAAAUUUCCUGAUAAAUUGGACAGUAGUAAUAACUAUCAAUUUCAAACAGAAAACUUCUUAGAUGGUUAUUGUGGUAGUAAUAGUUGUGAUACUGAUUUCGAAAAAAUUAAUGGUGGAUGUUUAUAUCUUUUUAAUAAAAUAUUUGGGACUUCUGAAUUGUUUAAGUCUGUUGCAAAUAGUAACAUCAAUAUUGUUGAGUACAUUAUGAUAUGGUUAACUUAUAUGUUAAACCUAAAGAAUCAAGUAGGAAAUAAGACCAAUCCAAUAUUUUUUUAUGAAACAACUAUAAAUAAUGAUAAGUAUAAAAAUUCUAUACCUGAUGUUACAGAGUAUAAAAAUUAUAAGGAUCUUAUAGAUAAAAAAAAAUAUUUUUUGGAUAUGGAUAAAAAGAUUAUAUCUAAUUUUUAUGAAGCAUUUAAAUUAUUAUGUGAAAUGUAUAAUGAAUUUGAUGAUAAAACAUCAUAUUGCUCAAAGAGUUCGGAAAAAGCUAAUAAAUUUGUUAAAAAAUAUGAUGAACUUAAUAAAGAUCAUAGUAUUACUGGAAACAAUUCCUAUAAUCAACUAUUGUCUACUUUAUCAAAAGAUUAUGAUAAUUUUAAGAAUAAAUAUAAUAAUACUCAAUGUUCCAAAUCUUCACCUCUUCCAACGAUAGAAAAAACAAAAAUUUCUGCACAAAAAACUGUACAAAUUUCUGAAGAUACAUCAUCAAGUUCGUCGAUAACAACCAGAUUAUUUACAGUUUUAUCGAUAUUUGGUGCAAUAGCAUUUUUUUUAGGAAUUUCAUAUAAGUAUUCAUUAUUUGGAUUUCGGAAACGAUUUCAAAAACAAAAAUUAAGAGAAAAAAUAAAAAAUAUAAAAAAGAGAAUAAAUCAUUAA
Molecule: messenger RNA, 918 nt
Organism: Plasmodium yoelii
Lineage: Eukaryota; Apicomplexa; Aconoidasida; Haemosporida; Plasmodiidae
Exons: 3
Coding region: 1-918 (305 amino acids)
Source: RefSeq, a predicted model, not a curated record